GGGGCGGGGCCGCCGCGUGACCGGGAAAUGGGGCUAUGGCGCCGGGUAGCGCGCAGGGAGCGCCGGCCGCCGGCAGGAACGGGCCCGGGAUGGAGGGCGGAGGCCCCGCGGCCCACAGCGUGUGCAUGGUGUCGGACUUCUUCUACCCCAACAUGGGCGGCGUGGAGAGCCACGUGUACCAGCUGUCACAGUGCCUCAUCGAGCGCGGCCACAAGGUCCUGGUGGUCACGCACGCCUACGGGCACCGCAAGGGCGUCCGCUACCUCACCAGCGGGCUGAAAGUCUACUACCUGCCCCUCAAGGUGAUGUACAACCAGUCCACGGCCACGACGCUCUUCCACAGCCUGCCCCUGCUCAGGUACAUCUUCGUGCGGGAGCGGGUGACCAUCGUGCACGCCCACAGCUCCUUCUCGGCCAUGGCCCACGACGCGCUGUUCCACGCCAAGAGCAUGGGGCUGCGCACCGUGUUCACUGACCACUCGCUCUUCGGCUUCGCCGAUGUCAGCUCCGUGCUCACCAACAAGCUGCUGACGGUGUCCCUGUGCGACACCAACCACAUCAUCUGCGUGUCCUACACGAGCAAGGAGAACACGGUGCUGAGAGCAGCCUUGGACCCUCGGAUAGUCUCAGUCAUCCCCAACGCCGUGGAUCCCACCGACUUCACCCCGGACCCCUCGAGGAGGGAUGACAGGACGAUAACUAUUGUUGUUGUCAGCAGACUUGUUUACAGAAAAGGUAUUGAUUUGCUUAGUGGUAUAAUUCCUGAGCUCUGUCAGAAGUAUCCAGAGUUACAUUUCUUAGUUGGAGGAGAAGGACCAAAACGAAUCGUACUGGAGGAGGUCCGGGAGAGAUACCAGCUGCAUGACAGGGUACGUCUUCUGGGAGGCUUGGAACACCAGGAUGUUAGAAAUGUCCUGGUCCAGGGGCACAUUUUUCUCAACACUUCCCUCACUGAGGCCUUUUGCAUGGCUAUUGUGGAGGCAGCAAGCUGUGGUUUACAGGUGGUGAGUACAAGAGUUGGUGGGAUUCCAGAGGUCCUUCCAGAAAAUCUCAUCAUUUUGUGUGAGCCCUCUGUGAAGUCUUUGUGUGAUGGGCUGGAAAAAGCGAUUGCCAGGCUCAGAUCAGGAACUCUGCCAUCUCCAGAAACUGUUCAUAAUGAAGUAAAGACAUUUUAUACCUGGAGGAAUGUGGCAGAGAGAACUGAGAAAGUGUAUGACAGAGUUGCAGAUGAAGUGGUUUUACCAAUGAAAGAGCGACUUGACAGACUAAUGACUCACUGUGGCCCAGUGACUGGGUGUAUUUUUGCUUUUUUAGCUGUUCUGAACUUCCUUCUCCUGGCGUUUCUGAGGUGGAUGACUCCAGAUUCCAUUAUUGAUGUUGCAAUAGAUGCUACAGGACCUAAGGGUGCAUGGACUAAACAGUAUUUUUUUGGGAAGAAAAGAAGAGUUAAAGAAGAACUUCCAAACUCCUAAAUUGCUCAAGUGGAGAGGGAGGAAUGCAUCAGUCACUAAAGGUUUUAAUGCUUGCUGACAGACAUUACUCUUAAAACUCUUAAGUUUCUGAAGUUCUUGGAAAGGAACUUUAGUUCAAUGUGCUACCUCAAUUUAGGAUGAUGUUCUUAGUUCAGUUUUGGAUUCAUGCAAAUUUAUAGGCAUCUCUUUUGCACUGAAAGCUGGGAGGAGAACAUGAGUUUUUAUAUGUGUCAGAAGCCUUGGAAACAAAAAAUAUAAGAUUUUUCUUGAUAACUUGAACAUUGCAGAAAGGGACUUAAGGUGUUUGGGAAAGCAAAACACAAAAAUUAUUACCUUACUACAGUUCCUGCUAAUCCCUGUUAUUUACUGUGAUUUUUAUUUUAAGACUUCUUUCAAAAUAAUUAAAAACUUAGGAAAAUUUUUUUUUUCUAAGAUGAAAAUGGCACUUAAAACUAGUCAUGAAGUCCAUUACCAUGUAAAUUUCAGAGACUUAGUCCUAGAAGUUGUGUUCCCAGUGAGUGUUUUGUCUGUGUAUUUAUUAUUUUGAAGUUCUUCCGUAGUCAGAGUUGCUUAUCCUGUUGCCUAAUCAAAAUUCCAUAAUGAUUUUUUGAUAUUUUCAGAGGUGCUAAAUUUGUCCUUUUCUUUUACAUGUGUGAAAGUGAUACAAAGCUCAUAAUGGUUUUGGGUUUUGUUUUUCGGUACAUAGGCAAAGAAGUAGUAUUAUUUAGAGAUAAUACAGCCUUCAGAAACAUCUCAGGCCUGAAAACUUCCAGCAGACUGUGCCAAAGUGCAAACACUUUGUGAGAGAGCAAAAGCUGUGAAGGGCUGAACAAGCACACUCAUGCUUACUUGCUCUCUCCCACUUCCCACCCAGCCAUCUCCACUUCUCUUUCUCCUUCCCCUUACUUGUGACCAAAGUGGCAUUUCAGUCCAUCUCGGGGAGGGACAGCACUCAGGGUGAAGGAUUUCACAGACACUGGCUGGCAGGUUCUGCACAUGAAACCUUGGGAAGGCGUCCCUUCAGUGGAAAUAACCCAUGGCUGUGCUUUUCAUAGAGAGACAGAGAGAGAAGGAGCAUCUGUGAGGGGUCCUGAGUGAUGUGUUUGUGGGGCAAGAGGCAGCACAGCUUUGUGCCAAUGUGUGUGAGAAGAGGCAUUUAUUGCAUUUGUCAACCACCUCUAAAAUUGCCCCUUGUCUAGUGCACUGGGUGAAUUUCUUUUUCAAGCAUCACUAAUGAUGGUAAGCUUAGUGUGUGCUGUUGGACACUGUAUUAAUAUUAAAACUGUGCAAUAUGAGAAUACUGUUUCCAAACCCUUGAAGGGUAGUAUUUAACACACUACUUCUGCCAAAUUCACGUUGUUUGGGUAGAGGUGUAAUUACACAAGCAUUUUAUAAUUCCAUUGAACAUAUUUUCAUGAAACACACAGAUAAUGUUAAUAAUUGCCAUAUAUAAAGUCUAUUUUCUUUUACUAGAAUUUUUAGCCUUUGGUACGUAACAUACAGCAUGUAAUAUUACAAUUUGAGUUUUUCUCUGCAUUAUAAGUGGAAGUAAUCUAAAAUGGUGCCACAAGGUUUAAGGAUAAAUGGGUAGAAUUAAGCUAAUAUUUUACUUUUCUAAGUUUGGGGGUUUUAAUAUUAUUUAAGCAUUCAAAUUUCUAACAACCUUUUGAAAAUACUGAUUGUCACUCCAGGGAUAUGUUACAUAUAUGUGUGUGUAUUUUUAGUAAUAUUUUGUUUGUUCUCUUUUAUUUCUAUUUGGUUUUCUGCAACAUCUACAAACACAAAUCAAAAGGAUUGUGUGUAUCUUCUCAAAAUACUUUUUUUCUUUUUUGGAACAUUGUGUACUUAUGAAUAACGUAAUAAAACCUUGUUACAGUCUUGUUUACAA
This is a messenger RNA of Prinia subflava (tawny-flanked prinia), 3360 nucleotides long. It is a transcript of the gene PIGA, whose product is annotated as phosphatidylinositol glycan anchor biosynthesis class A. The record is from RefSeq and is a predicted model, not a curated record. The transcript has 6 exons. Gene Ontology annotation, molecular function: phosphatidylinositol N-acetylglucosaminyltransferase activity. Gene Ontology annotation, biological process: GPI anchor biosynthetic process. Gene Ontology annotation, cellular component: glycosylphosphatidylinositol-N-acetylglucosaminyltransferase (GPI-GnT) complex. NCBI's taxonomy places the organism in Eukaryota, Metazoa, Chordata, Aves, Passeriformes, Cisticolidae. The coding region runs from base 36 to 1472 and encodes 478 amino acids.